Messenger RNA from Phoenix dactylifera (date palm), 1612 nucleotides. The record is from RefSeq and is a predicted model, not a curated record. NCBI's taxonomy places the organism in Eukaryota, Viridiplantae, Streptophyta, Magnoliopsida, Arecales, Arecaceae.
CUCUGUCUCUCUCUCUCUCUCAUCUCAUAUAUUCCAUCUUAUCGGCAAAGGGAGGUGAGGAAGAGAUGGAGAAACCAAGCGUGGAGUCUCCUCUGCUCCUAAGUUCUGAAAAGAGAGGAGGAGAGGUCUUGGCUGAGGUUAAGAAGCAGCUAUGGUUGGCAGGGCCUUUGAUAGCAACAAGCUUGUUACAGAUGAUCCUCCAAGUGAUUUCAGUGAUGUUUGUUGGCCAUCUUGGAGAGCUUGCUCUCUCUGGUGCCUCCAUGGCCACUUCCUUUGCUGGGGUUACCGGUUUCAGCUUGUUGUUGGGAAUGAGCAGCGCACUUGAUACCUUGUGCGGACAAGCCUUUGGAGCAAAAUCAUAUCGUAUGCUCGGUAUACAUAUGCAAAGAGCUAUGCUGGUCCUCAUGCUUGUAAGUAUUCCACUUGCUGCUGUCUGGGCCUAUACAGGCCAAAUUCUUAUGCUCUGUGGGCAAGACACAGAGAUAGCAACAGAAGCUGGAUUGUAUGCUCGAUGGAUGAUCCCAAGCCUUUUUGCAUAUGGCCUCAUCCAAUGCCAUGUUAGAUUCCUCCAGACUCAAAAUAUAGUCUUCCCAAUGAUGCUUGCUUCUGGGUUUGCAGCAUUGCUUCACAUCCUCGUCUGUUGGCUUCUAGUAUUCAAGUCCGGCCUCGGCAGCAGAGGCGCUGCCUUGGCCAAUUCUUUCUCUUACUGGAUGAAUGUGUUGCUGUUGGCACUUUUUGUGAAGCUAUCCCCUGACUGCAAGAAGACUUGGACUGGCUUUUCAAAAGAAGCCUUGCAUGACAUCAUCAACUUCAUUAGACUAGCUAUUCCAUCAGCAGUGAUGGUUUGCUUGGAAUUCUGGUCGUUCGAAUUGCUUGUACUUCUUUCUGGUCUUCUUCCAAAUCCACAGCUAGAGACAUCAGUGUUGUCAAUAAGCCUCAACACUACCUCAAUUGUAUUCAUGGUUCCUUUCGGCCUCGGUGCUGCAGUAAGCACACGCGUUUCCAAUGAACUUGGGGCUGGGCGUCCACAAGCUGCUCGGUUAGCAGUACGUGUGGUGGUGUUUAUGGCCAUUGCCCAAGGCUUGGUUGUAGGAUCGACCAUGGUCUUUGUGCGCAAGCUCUGGGGGUAUGCAUAUAGCAAUGAAGAGGAAGUGGUGAACUAUGUGGCAGUUAUGCUGCCAAUUCUUGCAACCUCCAACAUGAUGGAUGGGGUGCAAUGCGUGCUCUCAGGGGUUGCCAGAGGAUGCGGUUGGCAGAAGAUUGGUGCUGUUGUUAACCUUGGAGCUUAUUACUUGGUUGGCAUUCCUUCAGCUAUUCUUCUAGCAUUUGUCCUCCAUGUUGGAGGAAAGGGUCUCUGGAUGGGAAUCAUAUGUGGCCUCAUUGUCCAAGCUUUGUCGCUUUCGACAAUUACUCUCACCAACUGGGAAAAAGAGGCAAGGAAAGCUAGGGAUAGAGUGUACAGCUCCACAAUUCCCAUCGACAUGGAGACAUGAUACAUCUAGUUGCAUGGUAUUGUAGAUGUAAAAUCCCGUCAUCGUAAGACAAAGUCGGACUGUUCCCUCAUAUUUCAAUUCUGCCACCAACUAUUAAUAUAUAUUAUUUUGGUGAAAAA